This is a messenger RNA of Cyanistes caeruleus (blue tit), 430 nucleotides long. The record is from RefSeq and is a predicted model, not a curated record. Lineage: Eukaryota; Metazoa; Chordata; Aves; Passeriformes; Paridae.
GGGGGCCUCUGGCUGCCCCAGUCCCUUACUGGUAGAUGCUGAGAUUCCCUCUGCGCCCCAGGACCGGCCAUGGCAGCGCUGCGACUGCUGUACCGGGCUGUCCGUGCAGGCCCCCCGGCCCCACUGGGCUCCCUGCGCCCGCUCAGCACCAGCACCCCCAGGGACUGUUACAAGUAUGUCAACAUCCAGGAGCCGGCCAUGGACAUGCGAUCCAUCACUGACCGUGCCGCCCAGACCCUGCUCUGGACCGAGCUCAUCCGAGGCCUGGCCAUGACCUUGAGCUACCUUUUCCGUGAGCCGGCCACCAUCAAUUACCCAUUUGAGAAGGGCCCGCUGAGCCCGCGGUUCCGCGGGGAGCACGCGCUGCGCCGGUACCCGUCCGGGGAGGAGCGCUGCAUCGCCUGCAAGCUCUGUGAGGCCGUGUGCCCAG